AAUAAAGAAAAAUAAUAAAUGUAACGAAAACAAUAUUGGUAUUGCUGAAAUUCAAAAUUGUCAAUCUGAAUUAUUCAGAAAAUAUGAAUUAGACUUUACAUCCUAUAAUUAUGAAUGUAGAAGCCUUCUAGAAGGAAAUUUCUUCAAAAUGAAGAUGGCUUCCAAAGACAAACUACCACUAUGUACAAAAGGUAUGGAAUGGGACAGUGGUACUCAUGUUUGUACAAAAACUAAAUGUUAUUGCAUACCUGGUUAUAAAGGAAAACAUUGUGAAGAAGAUUGUUCACAUAAAAAAAGUUGGGGUCAUCAAUGUGAAACACCUUGUGGACAUUGCAAAGAGACAUGCAAUCGUUCCAAUGGAAAAUGCGAAGAAUGUGACGAAUAUUAUGUUGGAGAAAAGUGCAAUGUAAAUGCCGACAUUGAAGCAAGCGUUUAUCUACACAAUGAAUCGGCUAUAUGGAUUAAAUGGAAAAGUGAAAACAUGACAAGGGAUCCUAUAUUUGUUUACGAAAAUGAGAAAAAUGCAACCAUUUUCCCAACUGAAAAAUGCAUAUGGCGGCAAUAUAAGUGUUUACUGAUUAAAUUAAGUCAAAAUCUUACUAAAAGUAUAAUAAAGAUAUCUUAUGAACAAGAUAAUAUAUUUUACCCAGUUACUAAAAUUAAUUGCACGACAAAAAAAGAAAGUGAACCACCCUUAAAUGUAUACGUAUUGAAAAAACAAACCGAAAAUACAAUAAAUGCAAGUUAUAUUAUAAAAUGGACUCAUCCAGAUGUAAUUAACACAGCCCUAGAAAAAUAUGAAAUUCACUUUAAUGUGUUGGAUAGUGCUUUUAAUUUUCAAAAUUUUGCUAUGACAUUUGAUUACACUGAAGAAUUACAUUACGAAAAAGAAGUGUCUCUACCUUUUGCUACAGAAUUUAAAAUAUCCAUUAGAGGGUUACACUUAAAUCGAGCAUUAAAUGGAGAACGGUCAUUACCACCCAUAAUAUUUAAAACUGAAACACCUAAACCAAAAAUGGUUUCAACAAAUUUCAGUAUAGUUGAUAAACAUGAAGUCAUUACAUUGAAUUUAAUAAAUGUAUUCAAAAACAGCACAAUCCUAUUAGUUGACUUAUCAAAAGGAAAAACGACCAUGAAUAAAUAUAAGCAAUAUUUUCCUGAAGAUUAUAAUAUCAUAUCUAACUGGACUGUAAGCCCAAAUAUAGGAUUUAAGAAUGGAAACAAUAUCCAAGAAUUAAAUUUAACAAGACCGAUAGAUAAAGAAUCUAAAGAUAUGAUCAAAUGUUUUUUAAUUAUCAACGAUGAGAAACAUUUUUUAAAAAAAGUCUUUAUGCCUGAAAAUAAACAGAUUACUGUUAAUAAUAAUAAUAAUAAUAAUUAUGUUAUAUUGACGCUUUGUGUAUUUGCGUUACUUAUUAUUUUAUUUGGAUUGAUUUUUAUCGUUUGUAGGGACCCAAGAAAAGUAAAUGCAAUGGUUAGAAAAUUCAAACAAAAAUAUUCUUCAGCGGAUACAGAUAUAGAAUUUAUAGAAUAUGAAAAUUUGCCAAAAAUAAGUUAUACCAUUGAUGUGGAUAGAUUCAAAGAAUUCAUUUUGGAAAGUUUGGGAACUGACGGCAUUGAACAUCUUUAUAAUGGAGUCCCCAAACGACUUAAUAAAAUGUCAGUGGAUCAAGGAAACUUGAACAAAACUAAAAAUAGAUAUACCAAUGUUUUGCCAUAUGACUCCACCAGAGUUAUUCUGAAGUAUAAAAAGAAUGACGAUGACUAUAUAAAUGCAUGUUACGUCGAUGGAUAUAAAUGUAAAAAAGCAUACAUUGCCACUCAAGGCCCAAAGAAAAAUACAAUUUAUGACUUUUUGUCAAUGGUUUUACAAGAAAAUGUUAAAUACAUAUUUAUGGUUGUGAAAACGAUAGAGAAUAAUAAGAAAAAAUGUGAACAGUAUUGGUCAGACAGUAACGAAAUCAGUUUUGGAGAUAUAACCGUUAAAACCGAAAACACCAUUGCCCAAACUCACUAUGUAACUAGGGAGCUCAACAUAACUACACAAGAAAAGAAAGUCAAAGUCGUACAAUAUCAAUUUACUUCCUGGCCUGACCACAGUGUGAUUAGAAAUACAUUUGCAUUUAUUCCUUACAUAAAAAAAAUCGUUUCUAUACCGCAAGCGGAGUUCCCAAUUGUGGUUCAUUGCAGUGCUGGUGUUGGAAGAACAGGAUCCCUUAUUUUAUGCGACUAUGCAAUAAGAAUGGCAAAAAAGGAAAAAAGAAUUAAUUUUAGUGAAAUUUUAUACAGAAUUCGCACGCAGAGAAUGCAUUUGGUUGAUUGCAAGGAACAAUUUCAGUUUUGCAUUUUUGCAGUAUUCGAAUACUUGCAUCACCAAGACUUUUCCGUGGCAGUAAAUGACAAGGUUUUGUUUGAUUCGAAGCUAAACAAACAUUUUAACUCAAAAGUUACCAACAAAAUUAUGAACCAUAUAAAUGAGCUAAAAUGGAUGGAUAGCAUAGGUUCUGAAAAUGAGGAUGUUAUAAUGGAGAAUGAAUGCAAAAAUAGGGUUGCAAAUAUAAGACCCGUUUUGUCGAGAUUUUAUUUGCAGCGAUACCCAGUCAAUAACCCAAAUUCGGAUUAUAUAAACGCCAUUUUUGUGGACUGUUAUGAAAUGGAAGACAGGUAUAUUGUAACUCAACAGCCUUUAUAUAACACACAAGGUGAUUUUUGGCGUUUAGUUGACGAAGCAGGGGUUCGUUUUAUUGUAUCGUUAAAUACGUUUGAAACAGGCGCAAACCAAAUAUGGCCAAACGAAAAUCAAAUAUUAAAACCCGUUGAUUAUUUAGUUGUAGAGCCCCUUAAAAUGGGAAAUUUUGAUUACGUAGAUCAGAUUGAAGUAACCCUCAUCAAUCGCCAAAAGAAAACAUCGACAGAAAUUGUAAUUAUCCAAGUACACGAUUGGCAACCUAAUAUGUUAUACCCCAAAAGUGACCGGGGUAUUUUGAGUGCUUGGGAGUUAGUCCAACAUCAAAGUAAUAUCAUGGUUGUGUGCAAUGAUGGUUGUACGGCAUCAGGUGUAUUUUUAAGUUUUGCAGUUUCAACUGAACAAAUAAAGACUGAAAGUGUUUAUGACGUUGUCAGCGCCAUUCGAAUUAUCAGAAGCAGUCGUCCUGAAUUUAUCGUUGAUGUUGAACAGCUCAGUUUUGUAAACAAUUGUAUUUCGAGUUACGUUAAAAAUUCGGAGACCUAUUGUAACUUUUAAUUAAAAAAACUUGUUUUAGUUGUACUUAUUUAAAAUGUGUUAAUUAAGAAAUAAUUUUGCCAUAUUAAACUACUCUAAACUAAUAAUUAAAUGACAAAAGAUAAAGAAUAACAUAUGAAAACUAAAAUAAAAAGUUUUCCCCCGUAAUUUAAAAAACCGAGGGUGUCCCGAAAAUAGUGUGCAAUACUCUUCACGUGGUUUCUAAAGACAAAAAUAGGUAGAAAAAUUCUUAUAAACGUAGGUCCUAAGGGAUCUACAGCCUCUUAAAGGGGCGCCCUUAAAUAUGGUUUUUUAUUAUUAUUUCCAAAACGGUUUGAGAUAAAAUAAUGAAAUUUUGUUUGCUUGCUAAACUUUUUAUGCUAAAUUUAAAAAUAAAAAAAAAUAUUUUUUUAUUUUGGAAUGUAACAGUGGCGGCCCAAGGUAUUUUAGCCCUAACUUUUUGUAUUUUUGUUUCUACUUAAAAAAGGUUGUUGAACAUAAAAAAUGCACCAUUUUCUAAAAAAAUAUAUAUUUUAAUGUAAUAU
Messenger RNA from Brassicogethes aeneus, 3768 nucleotides. NCBI's taxonomy places the organism in Eukaryota, Metazoa, Arthropoda, Insecta, Coleoptera, Nitidulidae. The record is from the annotation of a GenBank genome assembly.